Messenger RNA from Dreissena polymorpha, 506 nucleotides. Its product is annotated as perlucin-like. The coding region runs from base 24 to 395 and encodes 123 amino acids. The record is from RefSeq and is a predicted model, not a curated record. Lineage: Eukaryota; Metazoa; Mollusca; Bivalvia; Myida; Dreissenidae. The transcript has 4 exons.
UGAUAAGGACAGGUUUGCUCAAAAUGUCUGUCGUUAUUGACGUGAUUACGUGUUUUGCUGUGAGCAUUUUUGUCGCACGAGGGUGUGACGACGGCUUCGUGAAACACCAUGAGAACUGCUACCACUUCAGUCACGAUACGGAGACCUGGAUCAACGCUCUGGCGGAGUACUGGAUAGGAGCAGACGACCUGCGAGUUGAAGGUGAAUGGAUGUGGGCCACUUCCGGUGACCCGGUGUCCGACAGGACUUCCGGCGCCAGGUUGUUCCUAAGCAAUGACGCAAACAACGAGAAUUGCCUGGAAAUAAAUGCUGGCAACUGGAACGAUGAUCGCUGUGAUAGGAGUCAGCACUACAUUUGCCAGAAAUCGGUAGAGAUUCCUGUCGUGGUCGGAUAAACGGAUUUAGAAUACAGUUUCGAUUAAGAACCAGAACGAUGCUUCACGCAUUUGCUUAAAUAUGUUGAUUGUAUACAGCAUGACGCAAUAAUAAGGACUUACAGCAUUUAA